Molecule: messenger RNA, 6827 nt
Organism: Brassica napus (rape)
Lineage: Eukaryota; Viridiplantae; Streptophyta; Magnoliopsida; Brassicales; Brassicaceae
Product: putative pentatricopeptide repeat-containing protein At1g43010
Exons: 2
Coding region: 3797-5020 (407 amino acids)
Cellular component (GO): mitochondrion
Molecular function (GO): protein binding
Source: RefSeq, a predicted model, not a curated record
UUUCAUUUCAGAGAUUAGCUGUGUUCUUUUUCAUUGGUUUCUUAAUAUGGCAUGUAUUUUAUCAUUUGUCGUUAAAAGUUAUAUACUUAUAUGUAUAUAUGUGUGUACGCGUGUAAAGGUAAUUUGCUGUCUACAAAACAAAACGAGAAUCAGAAUUUAGUAAAGUGAACGUUUUCAUUACGUUUAAUAGUGUUAGAAUCAUGUAAAAAAAAGUCAAUGUAAGAGCAGGGGCGGCUCAAUAAAUUUAUGUACUUUUCAAAAGGAAAAAAAUUGGACUUUCAAAACUUAUAUUUUACCUAAUCAUCUUGAACCAAAUUGGACUUUUCAAAAGGAAAAAAAAAAUUGAAUCAUGUAAGAGCAGGGGCGGCUAAAAUUAAUUUUAUAAUAAAAUAAUAAAAGUGUUUUGGUUCCUUACAUUUAUUUUUCUUAAAAACAUGUAAUUUUAUAUAUAAUAGGUAUAUAUAAAAAAGUCGAGAUCUCUAAAUCUAAUUAUAAGAGCUUUUCCAUCUGCAAAUUCUGGAGAAUUAUCUAACGAGAUAAACGUAUAGAAAAAUAAGUAAGAUAGAUGGCUGAGGUACUUUAAAUACCUGUUUAGAAAUUUUGAUGACACAUGUUUCACUUUUAUUAGUAAUAUUUAUCUAGCGCAAAUAAAUUUAAAUACACAUUAAGAUAUUAACUUUUUAGUUGUUUUUUUAACACCAUAACUUUUUAUCGUUAAGAACUUAAAACAAGCAUGCCAACCGAUUGGGUUGCUCUAAGACCAUUUCCAAUGGUGUUCUAUAAUUUUCUCUAUAUUUUACUAUAAAAUAAAAUAACUCUAUUAUAAAGUUAUAUUUAUUUCAAUGAUUAAUUUUAUAAUAAAGUUAUUUUAUAAUAGAGUAGAAUAUAUAGAAAUGUUGUUUUUAUACUAUAUAAUAUUUAGAGUAAAAAAUAACAUUUUUUUAUAUUCUACUCUACUCUAUUAUGGAGUUAGACCGUUGAAACAAAUAUAACAGUAUAAUAAAGGUACUUUAUGUUAAAGUAAAAUAUAGAAAAAAUUAUGGUAUACAGUAGAUGCCCUAACACAGAGGAAACAGUAUUAAAUACCGGGCGACUGCACUCAUUAUUUCCCCCAUCCGUUCAUACAAUCCCAACAAGGUUAGAAAAUAUUGAUUGAUUUUAUAUGGUACAUUACGAUGGAAUCUAGUUAUUAUUAGUCACGUGGUAUUCUCUCUUUUUCUACAUAUUAUUAAUGAUUAGACCAUCAUUGACCCCAGUCUCUUAACUGAGGUUCUUAACUUCGGGUAAGAAACGGUUAUUACUUUUUCUUAAAUUUUAACUAAGAAAAGUUAAGAACUGUCUCUUAAAUAAGAGAUAUAAGAGCUGCAUCUUAACUGAAAAGUGUAAAAAAAAAAACAAAAAAAUAUCAAAACAUAAGUUAAGAAUCCCGGCUAAGAGACCGGAGCUAAGUAUGCCCUUAUAUGGUUUAGUAUUUUUGGGGAACAAUUAGCCAUGUUAACAGAACUUCAGUGGAUACACUAAACACUGUUAAACUUUUAGUUACUUAGAAUUUUGAUUUAAAAUGGUGGAUUUUUUUUUUUGAUAAACCCUAUCGGAUGAUCCGGUUGGCUUCGGGAAGAACACACUUAGUUCUAUAGAGUAGACUAGCCCGAAAGCGUACCACACUGCCUGACCUGAAUUUGGAAUACCUUCCGACUAAUACCAGGGGAUGGACCAAUCAUUUGUUAUGGUCCACCAUGUAAACCAUUUGGACCGAAGCCCAAGCCUAGACCGACCAAGUAAUGAUAAUUUAGUUCUCAGAAAAAUCGAAUCCAGGACUGAUGUGGAUACACACCAAACUCCAAGAUAUUGCCACUAGGUUACCACCACUUGGUUAAAAUGGUGGAUCUUGUAUGCACUUGAACGGUAGGAUUUAAGGUGUUUAAUUCGGUUGGUUGAAUUUUUGUUCAGUUUUCAGCUUAGACAAAUUUGACUACCCAAUUAAAAUCAUAUGUACUAUAGUUUAGUUUGGAUACCUGUAGUUUUUGGUUUGUUUGAUUUUGAACAGAAAACUAUAAGUAUUAUUUACUUUGAACGGGCAGGAUUUAAGGUGUUUAAUUCGGUUAGUUGAAUUUUGGUUCAGUUUUCAAUUUUCAUCUUACACAAUUUAACUACCAAAUUAAAAACAUAUGUACUAUAGUUUAGUUUGGAUACCUUUAGGUUUUGGUUUGUUUGAUUUUUAAUAGAAAGCUAUAACUAUAAUUAUUUUUUAAUAAAAAAAUUAUCUUUUUAAUUAUUAUAUUUUUGAAAAUUUCUUUGUACACUAUAUUUAUCAUAUAGUAAAAUCUUUAAAAUCAUUCAAUAUUCUCUUUUCAAUUCUAUAAAAUUAAGAAUUUUACAUGAUUAAUAUUUAGUUAUUUGGUUUCUGUUUUAAAUUUUUAAUUAAAAGAUUUUUUAGAUAACAACACAAUAUAUAUAGAAAUUAUCUUUUGAAAAACGUAUAUAUAAUAAUUAUCUUUUCUUUUAAAAUAUAUUUAUAUUUUGGAUAAUUCUUAUUAUAAUUAAUUUUAAUCACUUAUCUAAUAUUUUUUUUUAUUUUGUGACUAAUAUAUAUAUUUUAUUCAUUAAAUGUAUAAACAAUAUUAACCACUCUAAUUUUAACGUAAGCGCUCCAAUUCGAAAAGUCACUUCGCAAAAAAUAUAAUAGAUUAGUGAAUUUCAGUAUAUAUAGUUAGAAAUAUAAUUAACUAAAUAAGAUUUAGUCAAAGUUCAUUGGACACAUUUUAUUUACUUUCUUGGGAUAUAUUCCAUAAGCGAUUCAUGGUUGAGCACUUCAUAUUUUUUUCAGUUCUCCUGAAAGGAAAAAAACCCUUAAUAAUUUUUUUAGCGUCUAACUAAGUCACCUUCACGCUUGUAGGCUUGUAGCACACAUGUUACAUAGAAAAGGACGCAGGAACAAAACACCCGAAUAACAUCUACUAUGAUUUAUUCAAACCCUACCGCUUCGUCUGAUAUGCUCUCCUACUGGUGUAGCCUGGCUCUCUAAUACAUCACUCGCUUUGGAUCUUCUAAGCAUCUUCUGUCUUCAUCUUUCUAGGGAUUUUGCCCGUCUACCAAAGCUCUCCGCCUUGCAUGUUCAGUGCCGUGCGAAGGGUUUUAGGGGCAUAAGGCAAGUUUUAAAAAUAAAUUUAUAUACAAUCAUAAAGAAAAAAAAAUUUAAUACGAUAUAUCACAUUCUCGAAAUACAUAAGUUUAACACUUACAAGAAUAAGUUUAUUACGUAAAUAUGCUAUAUUAUGUCCUAUAAGAAAAAAGUAUAAAGAUUUAGAAAUUGAGUUAUUCGAUUCUCGUGGAAAGCUUUUUUUAGAAAUACGUUUAAGCAACUAAACUAGAAAUUAUUUUAAAUUUUAGGACCCUAGAAAACGUAAUAUUAUUCGGGGGCCUAAGGCGAAUGCCUUUUUCAAUACACUGUAGGCACGCCUCUGUGCAUGUUGUCUCUCUCGACUGAUCUGUCUAAUAGGUUCAGAUUAUUUUCUUAAUUUUGGAUUGGCCUAGGCCCGUAGCUAUUAACAGUGUAUAGGCUGAAUGCAACUCUACCCAAUGGGCUUAACUCAUUUUUAUUCUCUUUAUUUUAAUAGAAGGUCCUUUCUCACAAAAGAAAAAAAAAACAUCUCCCAUAUUUUACCGACUUGAGAGCUCUUUUCUUUCGCCGGGCCCAAUGGGCUUAAUCCUUGGCUCUUUUCUCACGUCAGACCCAAGCUCUCUAUCACCAGAUACGCCGCAUCUCUCUCUCUGUCACUCUCAAAACGAUUAGAGAAUGAUGCAAAACCUUGGACAAUACUCAAAACGAUUUCUCUCGUUCAGGAAAACACAGGCGAUUAUUCAGUUCACGCGUACCCUAACGUCGGCGAAGCUGAAUGACACUUUACAUAGUCGGGUCAUGGCGGUGGAAAACAGGUUCCCGUUCCUAUGGAGAGUUAAGGUCACACCUGUGCUGAACGAAUGGCUGAAACAAGGCAAUGAAAUAAACCCUACGGAUCUUAGAGCCGUCAUCAAAGCUCUCUGCGAGUCUCAGCGAUUCGACCACGCCCUCCAGGUCUCGGAGUGGAUAACAAAACGAGGGGUUUUUGAGAUAAGCACUGAAGAUGUUGCAUCUCGGCUUUAUCUCAUUGAGAUUCAUUCAGGGUUGAGUGAAGCAGAGAACUUCUUCAAAAGCAUUCCUGAGAACAUGAAAGACGACUUAGUCUACACCACUCUCUUAAGCUUCUACACAAAAGACAAGGAAACACGACACGAAGCCGAAGCCACUUACCAGAAAAUGAGGGAGAAUAAUAUGCUCUUCAAGCCUAACCCUUACUACAAGAUGAUCUCUCUAUACGGCCUUCUUGGAGAAACAAAUAAGGUCGACGAGAUUCUGAGGCAGAUGAUAGAAAACGGAGUUCAGCAUGACAUAACUCUCACGUCCAAUAACGUUUUGAAGGCUUACGCGAGUGUCCCUGAUGUGGAGGCAAUGGAGAAGUUUCUGAAAAGAAUCGAAUAUGAAAUGCCACCGUUUGCGUUGGCUUGGCAAACGGGGAUAAGCAUGGCGAGGGCUUACUUAAAAUGUGGUUCAAAUAGAAAAGCGAUAGAGAUGUUGCGUAGAACAGAACAAGUAGUUGAUGCAAAGUCGAAAGACGUGGCGAACAAGGUGUUAAUGGAGAUGUAUGGCGAGGCUGGAGCUAAACGAGAUGAGGCCCGCCUCUAUAUCAGUCAGAAUGCUAAGCAAAGACAGAGAAAGGGGGCGUGUCGAUGUAAAGGAAGUGGCGGACGAAGCUCUCACCACCCGGGAUAUUACUAUGGUGGCUGUGGUGGUGGAUGUGGCAGUAUACGUGGUGGUGGGGAUGGUAGCCGCGCUGAUGAUAACGGUGGUGGUGAUGAUAGCCGCGCUGAUGAUGACGGUGGUGGUGAUGGUACCCGCGCUGAUGAUAACGGUGGUGGUGUCGGUGCUGAUAAUGACGGUGACGGUGGUGGUGGUUGCGGUGGAUGUGGUAGCUGGGAUUGAGAGUAGAAAACCAAGUAGAGAGUCAUUGGUCAUGUUUUCGUUAAAAUAAUGGUUUACUUAAUUACCGUCGAAUGUUUUAAUAUAUAAUAUGACUUAACCAUAUUACCAACAUCGUGUUCUACAUCUUGUCCAGCAACUUUAAGAUAUUUUUAAUGCACCAAUACGCAACAUUUGGAUUCAAAUCCCAGAAGACUUAUUAUUUAUGUAUAGAGGUCUGAAUAAAAUCGUCAACAACUUCAAUUCUCAAGUAGAUGUUCAUAUUGUAAAUACCAUUGCUUUGAAUCCCACUGAACUUUAGCAACCAAAAUAUUGGAGAUGGGCUUCACUCCAUCAAUAGAACUUAUUAAACAAUGGAUUCGGUAUAUCUAAAAGAAUGGCAAUGUUUUUAAAACCAGAUCCGGUUACGGUUUAAUAUCUGGAUUACAGUUUAAUAUGGUUGGAACGGGUUCAAUUAGGUUCAACCAAAUUCAACCAAAUUCAAUUUAAUGAUAUUUUGUAAAUAAUAUACAUAUUAUUUACAAAAAUCAUAUCAAAUAAAAUGUUUCAGUAACCAAAUGUAAUACAAAGUUAUAAAAUAAUUUAAUAGUUCAAAUCUAAAAUCAAUAAAAAACACAUUUAAACUUCAUUCUCCAACCAUCACUCCAAAUAUUCUUCAUCUUUAAAAAAAUCAUGUAAAAAGCCCUUUUGUCAAAAAAAAAAAAAUCAUGUAAACUAUGUUUUUAUUUACUCGUGUAAUGAGAAGAAAGAAUAAGUACAAUGCUUUGUUUUUAUACAAAUUUAGAAUUUCAUGAAUGUUAAUUAAAGUCUUCAACACAAGAGAUCAUGUAAUAAUAUUUAAAUAAAGUGAGAAGUAGACAUAAAUGAUAUCUUGGCAUUGGCAUGAAAAUUUAUGUUUGUGAAUCUUGUAAUUUGUGAGUUGCAAAGAAGGAAAAAAACGAGUUACGCCGUUGAUUUAUUAAUUUCUUACAAAAUUCAUCCUUAUUUAAAGAAGAAAAUUUAAUUAUCCUAUUAACAAAACUUUGGUUUACAUACGAACCUCGGUUUGGCCAUUUCAUUGGAUCGUCGGCUUUCAAGUUUUAAACGGUUUAAUACAUAUUUUUAACUAGUUCAAUUUUAACUGGGUUUUGCUAUUAACUCAACCCGGACUGGUCUCCGGUUCGUGAUUUACCCGGUCCGACCGCCGGUCCAAGUUUAAAAACACUGAAGAAUGGAAAUCACAAAAAAAUCGGUCAAAUCUUAGAAAAAGGAAUUAGACCUUGAAUUCAAUCAUAUAUAAAUAAAGAAACUCCUCAAAGACUAAAAGGAAAGAGACUCAUCUAGACACAUCACCUAACAUUUAAGCACCUCGCCAAUCAUCUACGUAUAUCGCCUAUCAUCUAGGCAGCAUUCCACCAAGGCUGAAAGGAGAAGCCGAGUACAACUCACCUUGACAGGUUCGAGUUACUCGCUUAGUUGAUCAUCACAAUUUAAGACGAUUUCAACUCACCUUGACAUGUACGAAUAACUCGCCGAAUUGAAUGACUAAAAAUAUUUCUAAGUAAACUCGCCUUCAUCUAGGCACAAAGACGGGUUCAACUCACCAUUAUAGGUACGAUGUAACACCCCGACCCGAAAAUAUUCGUGAGCCUCCACGUCCACUCUUGGUUUGUGAGCUUCACUCUCAUUUGACGUCCGGUGCGUUGUUGGAGAGAUUCGGUAAACAUGAUAUACUAACCCUGCAAAAACGAUACCGUUCCUCGUUCCUUGUCCUCACUCACAAGGUACCAUGAUUAGCCAGCCUGCACCAGUUUCUUGAUAGGUUACCCAU